Bicyclus anynana (squinting bush brown) is the source of this 863-nucleotide messenger RNA. RefSeq lists its product as uncharacterized. The record is from RefSeq and is a predicted model, not a curated record. NCBI's taxonomy places the organism in Eukaryota, Metazoa, Arthropoda, Insecta, Lepidoptera, Nymphalidae. The transcript is spliced from 3 exons. Bases 42 to 863 code for a protein of 273 amino acids.
UGUUCUUUUGUUAAUUUCAGUCGGUGUUUGACGCUGAAGAUAUGAAGCCGUGUUAUAGAUAUAUCACCUGUUUAAAUACCGUCAUACUAGUGUGUGCGAUAGUGGCCAAUAAAAUACCGGAUAUGACAGAUACAAACAAAACAGAACUGCGACCACUUCUCAUAUCAGCAGGACUGGGAGACAUUAUCUUUAUAUCUGCCCCGAUUGUUAACAACACUGACAUUUAUUACUACCUCAGCAAUCCGAACGGCGAUAGCACAAAACUGAACAUCAACAUUAGCAGAGUUAUAAUCGAUCAUUAUAUGGGACAGUCACGAAAUUACGCCUAUCUAUGCAAUAAUAUGACAGUAUAUUACGAUGGCGUUAUGAGAACAAUAAUGGCCACGACAAUAAAACGAAAGAUAAUUAAUUUUAAUUACGAAAAUCAAUGUCACGAUUCUUACGAUUAUUAUAAACAUAAUGAUUUCUCUAUCGGACCGCUUGGUGAAGACGAUCAUGGCAACUGGGUGCUAAGCGCGUAUUAUGAAAACGAUGAUGGAGAUUGGAAUGAAUUGUUUCAAGUCAUAACUAUUGAAAUAGUGGAACCACUGGCAACAUACACAGCAAAGGUAAAACUAAUACCCGGCCAAACAUUCAAACCACGUUUCCUUUACCCGAUAAAUUAUCUAGAAAGUUGCGAAAUAAACGCCCCUCGGACAACAUUUGACAGGUUUUACGAUAGAGACACUCUACACAUGGAUUCCUGCGGGUUCAGGAUACCAAAUGUGACCAAAAACGAUCAAGGACAUUGGAAUAUAUUAGGCGUUGGUAAGAUAGUUUACACGGGGAAUGUUUAUUUGAACAUAGAUGAUAAAGAUUUAUGA